Molecule: messenger RNA, 1547 nt
Organism: Tupaia belangeri chinensis (Chinese tree shrew)
Lineage: Eukaryota; Metazoa; Chordata; Mammalia; Scandentia; Tupaiidae
Product: putative olfactory receptor 10J6
Exons: 2
Coding region: 550-1479 (309 amino acids)
Biological process (GO): G protein-coupled receptor signaling pathway
Cellular component (GO): membrane
Molecular function (GO): olfactory receptor activity; G protein-coupled receptor activity
Source: RefSeq, a predicted model, not a curated record
AAAGAGAAGGAAUGAAGUAAGCUCCUUCUGGAUACAGAGAGCCACUAUGUUUGAUUUCUACACGGGUGCAUUUUCACUUACGGUAACUGAGGCUAAAACACUAACAGAGAUUCAGAAGAACAAAAGGUGGUGUUCUGUGAAAUUCAACAUGUCUUCAACUGGGUUGAGCUACAUUCCCCUGGAAGAAAACUAACUCCAUGACCACAAGAGACCAAAGCAGGCCAGUAUUCCUUGUGUGAUCCACUUGUAAUGAGGUCCCCUGACUCAUUUCUGGAUUCUGACUCCAUGCACACCCAUGGGACUCAUAUAAAGUUUCUUGGCAAAUUAACCCAGGAGACAAGAACUAGAAGCAAAACUUCUCCCCUGAGAGACCCUUCCUAAUUAGAGAGUUUUAAGGAGCAACUCUUCGAAAGGCAGAGACAGAGUCAGAGGAGCUCAGUGCGAAUAUCACCUUGUAUUGCAGCCAGAGUCCAGUGAAAUAAUCCAUGUCAUGAUGGGAAUUUCUCCCUGUUGACUUCCUGCCUUGCUCUCAGACACUGCAAUUGAAGAAUGCAGAGAAAGAACUUCACAGAGGUAACAGAGUUUAUUUUCUUGGGGUUUUCCAGAUUCCAUGACCACCGCAUCACUCUCUUUGUGGUUUUUCUCAUCCUGUACACAUUAACCCUGACUGGCAAUGCCAUCAUCGUGACCAUCAUUCGCAUUGACCGCCACCUCCACACCCCCAUGUACUUCUUCUUGAGCAUGUUGGCUACUUCGGAGACGGUGUACACACUGGUCAUCAUUCCACGGAUGCUCGCCAGUCUCAUAACUCCAAACCAGCCAAUCUCCCUACCAGGUUGCACCACCCAAAUGUUCUUCUUUGUUACCUUGGCCAUCAACAACUGCUUCUUGCUGACAGUGAUGGGGUAUGACCGCUACGUGGCCAUCUGCAACCCCCUGAGGUACACCGUCAUCAUGAGCAAGAGGGCAUGUAUCCAGCUGAUGUGUGCAGCCUUUGGCAUAGGCCUGGCCAUGGCAGCCAUCCAGGUGACAUCCAUAUUUACCUUACCCUUUUGCCACAGGGUUGUUGGCCAUUUCUUUUGUGACAUCCUCCCUGUCAUGAAACUCUCCUGUAUCGAUACCACUGUCAAUGAGAUAAUCAAUUUUGUUGUCAGUUUAUUUGUCAUCCUGGUCCCCAUGGGCUUGGUUUUUAUCUCAUAUGUCCUCAUCAUCUCCACUAUUCUCAAGAUUGCUUCAGCAGAGGGCAGGAAAAAGACCUUUGCCACCUGUGCCUCCCACCUCACGGUGGUCAUCAUCCACUAUGGCUGCGCCUCCAUUGCCUACCUCAAGCCCAAGUCAGAUAACUCUGUAGAGCAAGACCUCCUCCUCUCUGUGACCUACACCAUCAUCACUCCUCUGCUAAACCCUGUUGUUUACAGCCUGAGGAACAAGGAGGUCAAGGAUGCACUGCACAGAGCUGUGGGCAGAAACAUUUCUUAACACUUCUAUCCUCUUUUUGAAAAGACAUUUAUCCCUAAUCAAUGUGUGUCUUCACUGUAUUAAAAAGC